UUAUCUUUGAAAACUGAAAAGAGAAUAAUUGGUAAACAGUAAUAAAAUAAUAAAACAUCCAUCGCAAAAAAAAACUAUAAGUGUGCAGAAGAAAAUUUAGUUUCCUUAAUUCACUUUUAGCACUUGAAGCGAACACACGCGAUGCAAGCUAAUCGAUUUGUAGUAUUUUUAGUUUUGACUUUGAGCUAUUUUGCAGUUGGAAUAAUGGCGAAAAAAGUGGCUGGAUUGGUUGUAUUUCGACGUACAAACGACACGAACGCGAUCGAGUAUUUGAUGUUGAAACCAAAGAGCAAUAAGAAGAAAUGGUCACCACCCAAAGGUCGAGUCGAUGAUGGUGAAGAUUUUUUCACGGCCGCCGUACGAGAAACGCAUGAAGAGACACGAUACACUGUCGGCGAUUUGAAUAUUCAUAUGGAACAUAAUCAAGCAAUGGAGCAACCAAUGAAAAAAGGGAAGAAAAAGACCGUGAAAUUUUGGUUGGCCGAGCUGAAAGAUGGGAACAAACAACCAAAACUUUCACACGAACAUUCUGAAUAUCGGUGGAUGAGCAAAGAAGACGCAAUAUUGAUAUGUGACAUUCCAGAAUUCACAGAAAUUCUCAACGAAUUCGAUGGCUUUGCAAAGACCCUCUAAAUUUAUUUUCAUUUUUUUAUAUGAUAUAAUUGAGAUAAAUAAACAUUAUCUCCACUAUGUA
Contarinia nasturtii (swede midge) is the source of this 694-nucleotide messenger RNA. RefSeq names its product bis(5'-nucleosyl)-tetraphosphatase [asymmetrical]-like. The coding region runs from base 142 to 633 and encodes 163 amino acids. Gene Ontology annotation, molecular function: bis(5'-nucleosyl)-tetraphosphatase (asymmetrical) activity. The transcript has 3 exons. NCBI's taxonomy places the organism in Eukaryota, Metazoa, Arthropoda, Insecta, Diptera, Cecidomyiidae. Gene Ontology annotation, biological process: AMP biosynthetic process; ATP biosynthetic process. The record is from RefSeq and is a predicted model, not a curated record.